Molecule: messenger RNA, 621 nt
Organism: Brassica rapa (field mustard)
Lineage: Eukaryota; Viridiplantae; Streptophyta; Magnoliopsida; Brassicales; Brassicaceae
Product: transcription factor DIVARICATA
Source: RefSeq, a predicted model, not a curated record
AUGGCUGCGAAUUCAUGGACAAAUGAAGAGAACGAGCAGUUCAAGAACGCAGUGCAAGUGUUCUCUGCGUUUUCACCCAAUCGGCUUGAGCUUAUAGCCCAAUUUCUAGGGAAAUCGGUGGUCGAUGUUAAGGAGCAUUACCAGGAAAUGGUCGAUGAUCUUCUAGAGAUCAGAUCGAGCCAAUUAGCUUUAUCUAAUGGGAUGUUUGAUGCAGUUGAGCUGUGCCAGAUCGAGAAACCUAUAUGGGACAAAGAAGAACAUGAAUGGUUCCUGAUUGGGUUAGGGCGGUUUGGGAGAAAUUGUAACAAAAUAGCGGUCUUAGUGGUUACCAAAACCCCGAUGCAAGUGGCGAUCUAUGCACAGAACUUCUUCAAUUGGCACAACUCACAGAACAAUGUAGUGAAGCGGCGGAGAACCGUGGACAUAACUAUGGGGGACAUCAGAGUGGACUCAACUGGCCAACAAGGGAGAACUUUUGGGGGCAUCAAUGUGGGACUCAACUGGCCAACAAGACACGAGAACCUAGUUCCUUUGCAGCCGCAACAACAACAAGGGCCAGUUGCGCUGGAAACCGGUCAGGAUGCUAACAUUUCUGAUUCUGAAUCGAAUAAUCUUCCAUGA